GUGUAGGUAUGUGUAUGCGCAUUACAUGCACUAUGAAUUAUUACAUAAUCCCCUGCAUUACGUAUUGUACCUUACGUUAGGUACCUAAGGUAGUACACAACCCACAAGAUAGAGCUGAUAAGGUCAAAUAACGCUGCCUUAUCGCCACUAUCGUCAUUACCCCAAUCAGAACUUAUCAACUACGUGUAAACAGAGGCAAGCAGGCAUUGCGGCGUUACUCUUUAACAGGUUGUAUUGUCAAAUUGUUAAUGUAGGCUGGAGGAUCGGAGAUGUGGCUAUGAGACCCAAGACUUACUAUGCGGUAACAUUACGUUGUCUAUUAUGAGCUGGCUUUACAUGCUCUGCUGUUCGUGGCUAUGCUUAUAUAGUAGGUUCUGUCCGGUCAACCUCAGACGUCAUCGUGGUUCGGAAACCGUACAUAUCAUGUUAGUACCCGCGCAUCACCUUAGGUACGUCCACUACAUAACUACGGAUAAUACGUUAGGUAUUAUACCUGAUAUUACCUACCUUGAGCUAACUGCGUUGAGUCAAUUCAAAUACAAGCUCACACUUUGCGGUUUCCAGAUAUAUAAGUUAUACCUACCUAAGGUAUGUUCCCGUCGUGAAUUUACAGAAUUCUUCGUCACUACCAAGGCUUCCGAGAAGACGGAGAUGCGGACUAAAGUUGAGCAAGCGAUCAGGAGCAAUUAGCGACUGGACGGGUUGUAUGCCGCCAAGCUAAACUUGACUUGAAAUAUGUAAGUCGCCGGUCAAAUAAAUGACCUCUCAGCGCAACGUACCGAGCAAGACAUACUUGGCAGAAGUCGUCAUCAUUGCACACCGGCAGGCUUCUUCAGUAAUAUCGUAGACCAACGCCACCGACCCCAAAGCUAAUUGUCAUUUAGAGAAGCGCUACAGCGUACCUAACGAAUAAUUCCAUUUACACUACUUUGUAAACUAAUCGCACCAUCGUAGAAGACGGAUCUGCGCUUAUAAUUAUAAUUUAUAGGAGGUAACACGCUACCUUAGGUACUUACCUACCUACGUGGUACCUGCCUAACCUUCAAGAGAAGAUACUGUACUUAAGAACAAAGAAGAGAUCUUUUUCUUUCUCUGAUUGAUAUGAUUAGAUAUCGACCGUAUUAAUGUGAUAAUUAUAAGGGCAAUACAGAGCCAAGAGGCCAAGACAGAGGAGUCAUGGCGUGCGGUUACAAUUGCUUCAAAAUAUGUAACAAGAAAAUUACUAUGCACAUAUUAGGUAGUACCUAGG
This is a messenger RNA of Daldinia caldariorum, 1249 nucleotides long. RefSeq lists its product as uncharacterized. NCBI's taxonomy places the organism in Eukaryota, Fungi, Ascomycota, Sordariomycetes, Xylariales, Hypoxylaceae. Bases 322 to 690 code for a protein of 122 amino acids. The record is from RefSeq and is a predicted model, not a curated record. The transcript has a single exon.